AUGAUGCCAAAACAUAGUAACAACAGACAGGUGGGAGCGGACACGGGGCGCGAACGUGGAGCGUGGAGCGGGCCUAAGCGGGUUCGAGCGUGCGGCGGUAGCGGCAGUGCUGUGCCAACCACCGGGCCACACCGCGCCAACACCAUGGACCGCGACCGCGAAUCCCCGCCGAACAGUCCGCCCGCCCAAUCUAGCUUUGGCGCCUUCUGCAGCGCGAUCUCUGAAACGUUCUCGGGGAUGGCAACUACAUCACGGAGUAGGAGAAAGCAGGAAGAUGAUAAGAAAAAGAAAAAGGAGCCAGUCGACGAACGACCUACUGUGCCCGCACCUAGUGAAGCAAUGCUCAAAAAUCUCCGGACGGCUUUCGGUCUUCUGGACCGGGAUAGCGACGGACACGUGACACCAGCCGAACUUCAGUAUAUGCUUCAAAAACUAGGCAUUGAGGUCAGCGACGACCUAAUAUCAGAACUUAUUAAGGACGCUAGUAAAAAUGGAAACGGUUUAAUAGACGAGAAUGAUUUUAUGCAGUGGGUGACAAAAAUACAGGCGAUACAAGGCUUAGACGUCAGCUCGAGUGGAGGUGAUUCUGAGGAGGAGAUCACGAGGGAUCUUUUAGCGGCGUUUAAGGUUUUCGAUCGCGACGACAACGGGUAUAUAACACGAGACGAGUUAAGGACAGCACUGGAGAUGAUCGGGGAGCCAGUGACAGACGCCCAGCUUAACCAAGUUUUGGCGUUGGGCGAUAUUGACCACGACGGACGGAUCGAUUACGAGGAAUUCGUGAAGAUGCUGUUGUAG
Messenger RNA from Leptosia nina, 798 nucleotides. The record is from the annotation of a GenBank genome assembly. NCBI's taxonomy places the organism in Eukaryota, Metazoa, Arthropoda, Insecta, Lepidoptera, Pieridae.